This is a messenger RNA of Nilaparvata lugens (brown planthopper), 1149 nucleotides long. RefSeq names its product chromodomain-helicase-DNA-binding protein 1-like. Lineage: Eukaryota; Metazoa; Arthropoda; Insecta; Hemiptera; Delphacidae. The record is from RefSeq and is a predicted model, not a curated record. Bases 1 to 1149 code for a protein of 382 amino acids. The transcript is spliced from 7 exons.
AUGACGACAGAUGGCCGAAAACGACAGGUGAAACAGAAGAGACAGAGAAAGGUGAACGCAAAGGCGGUCUCGAAGGAGAUAAUCGACCACGAUGACAGCUCUGGCAACGAGGGCGGUGGAGAGAGAGGGCCGAAGAAAGAGACGCAGGCGGGUGACGCUAACCACUCUUGCGCCGCGUCGGCUAAGCAGUCGCGCGUCUCCACACCUAGCAAAGACGCUGCAGCCGCCGAAGACACCUCCACUGAGAAACACGCCAAGCAGGAGAAGAAGAAGAAGGAUGGCGAGUCUAAGAAGAAAAAGAAGAAGAAGGAUACUGGUCCCAUGCACUUCACCAUGAGUGAACCACGAGCGGUCGGUGAUUUGGAUGAGUCCACCUUUAAUGAGUGCAAAGAAAAGAUGCGACCUGUCAAAAAGGCGUUGAAGGCACUUGAUAAUCCCGAUCAAACCCUUAGUGAACAGGAACAGUUGACUCACACGAGGCAGUGUCUGGUCGAAAUCGGCGAUCAGAUCGACAAGUGCUUGAAGCAGUACAAGGAUCCAGAAACAAUCAAGAAAUGGAGAACGAAUCUAUGGUUCUUCGUAUCUAAGUUCACGGAGUAUGAUGCUAAGAAACUCUACAAAUUAUAUAAACAUGCUUUGAAGAAAUCGAAACAAAAGAGUGAGGACAAGGAUAAACAUAAGGAAGGGAAGGAUAGUUCGAGUAGGAAGAGGAGAGCCGAAGAUGACAAAUCCAAUGAAGCGGUACCUUCACCUUCGAAAAAGCAAUUUCAUGGAAGAGAGAAAGACGAGAAAGCGUCGACUGAGAGCAGUGGCAGUAAGGAGGCAUCGAAAGAGGAGCGCAUGCGCACCGGAGAGCGGAUCAGAGCGGACAGCGGCGGAAGCAGCGGCACUGGAGGGCCGUCACGGUCGGCAGCCGCUCCCGCUCCGGGAUUCAGGGGCGCUCCGGCCGCCGGCGACAGUCGCAGCGGCAAUGUCAACAGUCCUCAUCCCAGGCCUGCCGACGGCGCUGGUGAUCGCUGGUCUGGAGGAGGCAAUAGAUUCUCUGGUAACAACGAUAAACGAGAUAGAGAUCGAUAUGAUCAGUAUCCGAGAUCUGGUGGAUACAGAGAUCGAGACAGAAAUCACCGAGGCUCAAACAACAGAAGGUAA